UGCACGCUAGGCCUCUCCACUUGCUGAGGCUGUUUAAGGGUGUAUAAGAGAAAGAGAGUUUAGGAUCUCCAGCAGCUAACGGCACAUUCUUCAGACUCAAUUCUCUUUUAAGGCACAGUGAGUCCACAGAAGAUAACACCCAUUGGCAUAUAUGUUAUAUCAAACAUUUUGCCUUCACCUUGGGGGUCGCAUGCGGAAGAAGUUAUUGCUCUGAAUAUUGCUAUGGGUUGCCCGCAGCAUGAGUGUGCAAAUGCUCUUAUGGACUACAGGACUCAGUGGUGACAGCAGUGUAAACUGACGCAUUGAAGACUCAGUGUUUGCUACCAGAAUGGGCAGUACUUGCAGUGGUCAGAGGAAACAAGAAGGAAAAGGACAUAUAAAUAAUAACUCAGCGGCCUACACCCAUUCUCACCCAAGAGAACAUGGACAGCUUGGCACGACCUAUGAUGAAAAUAUUGUCAUCGCUCAGUAUGACUUUGAACCAACCAGUGAUAGCGACCUUCCAUUUAAGAAAGGAGAAAAACUCAAUAUCAUUCAGGAAAAAGGUGACUGGUGGUUAGCUAAAUCUCUGAUCACUGGAGAUGAGGGAUACAUACCAUGUACAUAUGUCGCCCGAGCCCACACAUUGGAGGUUGAGAAAUGGUUCUUCAAGGAUCUGAGCCGCAGAGACACGGAGCGUAUUCUGCUAGCCCCAGGCAACAAAGCCGGGUCGUUCCUUGUGCGAGAGAGUGAGACGACUCCAGGUUCAUUCUCCCUGUCCAUAAGGGACUUGACUCCAGAGAGUGGGGACAUAGUCAAGCACUAUAAGAUCCGCACCCUUGACCAUGGUGGAUACUACAUCUCCGCCAGCUUGACCUUCUCCUCCCUGAGGGAUCUUGUUCAGCACUACUCCAGAUCAGCUGAUGGGCUGUGUCAGAGGCUGGGAAGUCCCUGUAAAUCUGCAGCACCUCAGAGGCCCUGGGCCCAGGAUGACUGGGAGAUCCCAAGGGAAACACUGAAGAUGGUGAAGAAACUCGGUGCUGGGCAAUUUGGAGAAGUCUGGAUGGGCUACUAUAAAAACAACCAGAAGGUGGCUAUUAAGACGCUAAAAGAGGGAACCAUGGAGCCAGCGGCCUUCCUCCAGGAGGCCAACCUUAUGAAGAAACUGCAGCACGUCAGGCUUGUGAGACUACAUGCCGUAGUAACACAGGAGCCCAUUCUCAUAGUCACAGAGUUCAUGGCAAACGGGAGCUUAUUAGAUUUUCUGAAAACCACGGAUGGCAAGAAACUUAAAUUGCCCAAGUUAAUAGACAUGACAGCUCAGAUUGCAGAGGGUAUGGCCUAUAUUGAAAGAAAGAAUUAUAUUCACAGAGACCUUCGUGCAGCCAACAUACUUGUAUCAGAGACCUUGCACUGUAAAAUAGCUGACUUUGGUUUGGCCAGGAUUAUAGAGUCUGAAUACACCGCACAUGAAGGUGCAAAGUUCCCAAUUAAGUGGACAGCACCCGAAGCUAUCAAUUUUGGUACCUUUAGUAUCAAGUCAGAUGUCUGGUCCUUUGGCGUUCUCCUUACUGAGAUAGUCACCUAUGGAAGAGUGCCUUAUCCAGGCAUGACAAAUCCUGAAGUGAUCCGGAACUUGGACCGGAUGUACAGGAUGCCGUGCCCAGAUGGCUGCCCUGAGGAGCUGUACAACAUCAUGCUCCUGUCCUGGAGACAGAAGCCAGAGGAGAGACCCACAUUCGACUACUUGCAGGACACACUCAAUGACUUUUUUAUCGCCACUGAGGGGCAGUAUGAGAUGCAGCCUUAGACAAGUGAAUGGAAAGACAUGCAGAAGGAACAGGGGGGCAUGGGGGGGGGGGGGUGAUGGCCAGCCCUAUCGCAUGAUGUCACACAGUGUGCAAGCAUGUCAUAAACUGUCGUGAUAAUGUGGAAUAUGCUGCCUGUAACUGGACCCAUCACUGGAUUACCAAUCAGUGGAUUUGAUCGUUAUAUGGAAUGUUUCCACCGGAUUACCAAUCAGUGGAUUAGAUCUGUUAUAUGGAAUGUUUCACAAAUACAUGAUAACACUGCACUGUGUAAGUAAAUUCUAAACAUGAAAUGCAGAGCCUUGAAUGACUAAAGUAUUUUAGAGAUCUACUGUUGUGGCAGUAUUUCACACACCAAGUGCACAUGUCAGACAGAUCGUUCCUGCCAUAUUUGGUUUCGUUCAACACAGUUUUGUGAUUUUAGUUACCUGGUUAUUGGGCAGUAUUGGUUCUCCUUUAUUAAUUACUUGAUGGUAUGUUCAAGCAGAUCACUGGCUACUUCCACUGAACCAGUACCGGGUGUGGCAAUGCAGGAAAACAGAGGAGCUCUCAGUGAAGUCAUUGUACUGAAGUUUGUGGAUGUUUGUUGAUGCUUGUUAAUGUUUGUCAGAACAAUCAUUGGUGUUAAUCUUUGUCUGAUAUUUUUUAAUUUCCUUUCAUCCUAAAAUAUGUACUGUUCCUUUUGUUGAUUGUAAUUUAAAUAUAUUUUUCAUAUGAAUAAAUUGCAUAAGUGCAUAUUCACACAUUCAAAAG
Messenger RNA from Electrophorus electricus (electric eel), 2540 nucleotides. RefSeq names its product BLK proto-oncogene, Src family tyrosine kinase (gene blk). The record is from RefSeq and is a predicted model, not a curated record. Gene Ontology annotation, biological process: protein phosphorylation. Gene Ontology annotation, molecular function: ATP binding; protein binding; protein tyrosine kinase activity. Lineage: Eukaryota; Metazoa; Chordata; Actinopteri; Gymnotiformes; Gymnotidae.